Molecule: messenger RNA, 845 nt
Organism: Opisthorchis viverrini
Lineage: Eukaryota; Metazoa; Platyhelminthes; Trematoda; Opisthorchiida; Opisthorchiidae
Exons: 4
Coding region: 22-654 (210 amino acids)
Biological process (GO): glutathione metabolic process
Molecular function (GO): glutathione transferase activity
Source: RefSeq, a predicted model, not a curated record
GCCUGUUUCUGUGUGAACAAGAUGUCACAGUAUAAACUAACUUACUUCAAUUUGCGAGGACGAGCGGAGCCCAUUCGUAUGAUUCUCAUUGUCUCCGGCACGCCGUUCGAAGACUGUCGGAUUGAAGUUUCCGACUGGCCAUCUAAGAAAUCCACUAUUCCUGGAGGAAAACUACCCAUUCUGGAAGUGACAACACCUUGCGGAAAGAAGACGAUGAUGACUGAGAGCAUGGCGACUGCUCGGUACUUGGCUAAGCAGCACAAUUUGAUGGGGGAGACAGAUGAAGACUACUAUAAAAUCGAAAAGACAAUUGGAGAGUGCAGUGAUCUUCACGAUUUGGCCUACAAAAUCGCCCGGGCACCGGAUGCAGAAAAGCCCAAAUUGAUUGAAGAACUCAAAAAACCUGAGAACGCUCCACGCCUUCUGAAUCUCAUGUCGGAGACACUGAAAUCAAACCCCUCCGAGUUGGUAGCAGGUGGAAAAGUUUCGCUGGGAGACAUCGCACUUUUGUGCACACUUGAUCAGGUUGAAGCCGUUUAUCCAGGAUUUCUCAAGGAAAAUUAUGCAAUAUUUGUUGCUCACCGAGAACGUGUUUUGGCACUGCAACCAAAACUCGCGGAGCAUAUAAAAACCAGGCCGAAGACAAUCGUGUGAUACUCGAUUUUUGGCACGGAAAGCCAGUUCCAAGUUGUUUCUUGAAAGUUGCGAAUUUGUUUGCUUUUAUUCUAUACUUUGUAACAGAAAAUAUCUGAUAUUUAUUUGAUAUAUGCAUGGAUGGUAUAUAAACCACGAUUUUUCUCCAACACAUGAAGGGACAACGGAAUAGACCAAGAAAAGUUGCUAUG